This is a messenger RNA of Dimorphilus gyrociliatus, 1180 nucleotides long. NCBI's taxonomy places the organism in Eukaryota, Metazoa, Annelida, Polychaeta, Dinophilidae. The record is from the annotation of a GenBank genome assembly.
ACAGCUGACAAUGGCGUCUGUUGGCGGAAAGUUAGAAGUUCAUGGAGAGAGUUCCUGCGUUAUCAUUACGAGAAAGCCAAAUAUCGGCUAUGUUUAUAGCCCGGACUAUAUAGAAAAAUGUACUAUGCCAAAAAUUGGUAAUAGGGCAGCAUUAACACAUGAAUUAAUUAAGUCGUGUGGACUAUUGACUAAUGCAACCAUAAUAUCACCAAGAAAAGCCACUACAAAUCACCUAAAACUAUUUCAUUCGUCUGACUAUGUUGAGUUUUUGGAAGCUACUGCCAACGUUGCAGAGUUUAACGAGUCUUUUGAAGAGAAAGCCGCUGAAUUUGAUCUUCGAUACGAUUGCGAAAUAUUUGACGGACUGUUCGAUUAUGUCACAAGCGUUGCUGGUGGUACUUUAACGGCUGUUCAGGCUCUUAUAAUGGGGGUUUGUAGAACGGUUAUUAAUUGGAAUGGUGGAUGGCACCAUGCUCAUAGAGGAAGAGCUUCCGGAUAUUGUUAUGUAAACGAUAUUGUUAUUGGAAUAUUACAUUUAAGGAAGAAAUUCAAGAAAAUUCUCUAUAUUGAUGUUGAUGCUCAUCACGGUGAUGGUGUUCAAGAAGCUUUUGAACAUUCAAAGAAUAUUAUGACUGUAUCUUUUCACAAUUACUCUCGUGGAUUUUAUCCGGGAACUGGUUCAGUAGAAGAAAUUGGUAUAGCCUCAGGAACUGGAUGUAACGUUAACGUUCCGUUGAAGAGUGGUAUCAACGAUACAAUGUUUUGUUAUGUAUUUGAUAGGGUCUUAAAGGAAGUUUCAAACGUAUUUAGUGCUGAUGCUAUAGUUCUACAAUGUGGCGUAGAUGGUUUAUCAAGAGAUCCGACUGCAGCCUUUAACCUAACUGAUGGUGCUUUCGUACAUGUGGCUAAAAAGCUGAAUGAUUUGGAUGUUCCAAUAAUAAUGCUUGGAGGGGGAGGUUACGACGAAAUAAAUGCAGCAAAGUGCUGGACAGCUGUAACUGCUGCAGUUUGCGAUACUGAACUACCAGAAGAUAUACCUGAGCAUGAAUACUUCACAGAAUAUGGACCAUCUUUUGAUAUGGGCGUAGAAGAGGGUAAAUUAAAGAAUUUAAAUGAUGAAAACUAUAUAAAUUCUGUUUUAGAGAAAAUUUCAGCUAAUUUAUCCAAAGUAGUUAAAUAA